CAGGUGUGGAGGAGAUCUUCUCAUAAGUGGCAACAAUGCCGGUCAUAGAUGUAGAGAAUAUGACAGACCUGGAUAAGGCUAAAAUGGAAGUAACCCAGCUCAAAGUUGAGGUGAAGCUUGAGAGGGCAAAGGUAUCCAAAUGCUGUGAAGAGAUCACAGAGUAUAUUCAAAGUGGAGCAGAUGAGGAUCCUUUGGUCAAAGGCAUUCCAGAGGAGAAGAACCCAUUUAAGGAGAAAGGCGGAUGUGUUAUUUGCUGAUGAGAACAGAG
This is a messenger RNA of Paramisgurnus dabryanus, 268 nucleotides long. RefSeq names its product guanine nucleotide binding protein (G protein), gamma transducing activity polypeptide 1 (gene gngt1). Lineage: Eukaryota; Metazoa; Chordata; Actinopteri; Cypriniformes; Cobitidae. The record is from RefSeq and is a predicted model, not a curated record. Gene Ontology annotation, biological process: G protein-coupled receptor signaling pathway. Gene Ontology annotation, molecular function: G-protein beta-subunit binding. Gene Ontology annotation, cellular component: heterotrimeric G-protein complex.